Passer domesticus (house sparrow) is the source of this 4497-nucleotide messenger RNA. RefSeq names its product zinc finger protein 850-like. The record is from RefSeq and is a predicted model, not a curated record. Lineage: Eukaryota; Metazoa; Chordata; Aves; Passeriformes; Passeridae. Gene Ontology annotation, molecular function: RNA polymerase II cis-regulatory region sequence-specific DNA binding; DNA-binding transcription factor activity, RNA polymerase II-specific. Gene Ontology annotation, biological process: regulation of DNA-templated transcription.
GGGCCAAAGGCGGGUCCAGGCUGAGCAGGAGGAAGCACGCGGCCGAGCCCUCCGUGCAUUCGCAGCCCCCACCUGUGGGAUCAUCGCCCCCAUGGCGCAGGUGAGCGGGGAGGGGGAGCUCGGCCCAGAUAUCCCGGGGGUCCCUGGGCUGGGGUGGGUUUUUUUGGGGGGAUGUUUGGAGAAUGAAGAAGUGCGAGGCUGAGCGGAAAAGGCCCCUCGGGGGGACAUCGGGGGGUGGCGGUGGCGGCUGGCGGCAGAGGCAGCCUGGAGGAGCAGAGCCCUGUGUCCCCCAGGAGCCCAAAGCGGGGAGCCCAGAGAGGGGGGAGCGCCGCCAUGGGCGGGAGCCUGCAGAGGCUGGAGAGGGGCAGGGGGGACUCCUUGGAGCCCCUGCAGCCCGGAGCAGAGCAUGAGGGGAGAAGGGAGCCCAGAAGGGAGCCCGAAAAGCCCCGGCAGCCCUGAAUGGGCAGAGCGAAGAGGGGGCAGCUUUUGGCAUUGCUGGCACUGCCAGCAGCCUGGGGAGGGCGGGCACCGAGGACAAGGGGGACCCCAAUGCCAGCGUGACCCCAGCAGCUGGGCCAGGGGGAACCCCAACAGCAGAGGGGAGGGAGCAGGGACGGGGAAUUCCUGGGAGGCUUUUUAGGGCUGAAGCUCGGUGUUUGGGAGGUUUUUCUGGAGCCCAGAUCCCAGGUGACUUCUGGAGAUGGACUCGGGCAGAGGGACCUUCAAUCUCAAUGUGCUCAUCCCUUGUUCUCCCCAAACCAGGAUCUCCCAUUCCCAACCCCCGGGAGGCUGUGAGGAAGAGGGGGAUGUCCCUGGACAUGCAGGCGGAGCAGGAGCUGAGCAUGGAGAGCAGGGAGGACAAAUCCCCGCGGCAGAAGCUGGUGGCAGAGGCCGUUUUGAGCGGCUCCACGGCGCAGGAAGCCAACGGGGAGGAAAAGCCCCGGAGAUGCCGCACGAGGAGGGGCUGCAAACGCAGCUGGCGGGGAUCUGAGGGGGAAAGAGCCAGCCUGGGCCGGGAAGGCGGCCGCAGAUGGAGCCAGAGCUCGCAGCUGGUGGUCCGUGAGCAGCUCCGUGAUGGGGAGAAGCCCCACACGUGCGAGGAGUGUGGGAAGAGCUUCAGGAGGAGAUCCAGCCUGAUCAGGCACCAGAGGAGCCACACUGGGGAGAGACCCUACGAGUGUGGGGAGUGUGGGAAGAGCUUCAGCCUGAGCUCCAACCUGAUCAAACACCAGAAAAUUCACAGUGGGGAGAGGCCCUAUGAGUGUGGGAAAUGUGGGAAGAGCUUCAGAAGCAGCUCCCACCUGAUCAGCCACCAGAGGAUCCACACUGGGGAGAGGCCCUACGAGUGUGGGAAAUGUGGGAAGAGCUUCAGAAGCAGCUCCCACCUGAUCAGCCACCAGAGGAUCCACACUGGGGAGAGGCCCUACGAGUGUGGGGAGUGUGGGAAGAGCUUCACACAGAGCUCCAGUCUCAUCAGCCACCAGAGAAUCCACACUGGGGAGAAACCCUACGAGUGUGGGGAGUGUGGAAAGAGCUUCAGAGAGAGCUCCGGUCUGAUCAAGCACCAGAGGAUCCACACUGGGGAGAGGCCCUACGAGUGUUCCAAGUGUGGGAAGAGGUUUCAGAGCAGCUCCAAUCUCCUCCAGCACUAUCAGAGUCACACUGAGGAGAGGCCAUUCCUCUGCCCUGACUGCGGGAAGGGAUUCAGGCAGAACUGCACCCUGGUCAGCCACCGGCGCAUCCACACUGGAGAGAGGCCCUACGAGUGUGAUAAAUGCAGGAAGAGGUUUCAGAGCAGCUCCCAUCUCCUGCAGCACUAUCGCAUUCACACAGAGGAGAGGCCCUUCAGGUGCCCCGACUGCGGGAAGGGAUUCAAGCGCAACUCCACCCUUGUCACGCACCGGCGCAUCCACACUGGGGAGAGGCCCUACGAGUGUGGGGAGUGUGGGAAGAGCUUCUCCCAGAGCUCUACCUUGACCCAACACCAACGGGGGCACCGGUGAGGGAAGCCCUGCGAGUGCCCCGAGUGCGGGAAGAGCUUCGUGCACUGCUCCAGCUCCAUCCCCCACUGCAGGACCCACCUCCGUGAUGGGGAGAAGCCCCACACGUGCGAGGAGUGUGGGAAGAGCUUCAGGUGGAGAUCCAGCCUGAUCCUGCACCGGAGGAUUCACACUGGGGAAAGGCCCUACGAGUGUGGGGAGUGUGGGAUGAGCUUCACGUGGAGAUCCAGUCUGAUCCUGCACAAGAGGAUCCACACUGGGGAGAGACCCCACGAGUGUCGGGAAUGUGGGAAGAGCUUCAGCCACAGCUCCAAUCUGGUCAGUCACCAGAGGAUCCACACUGGGGAACGGCCUUAUGAGUGUGGGGAGUGUGGGAAGACCUUCAGAGACAGCUCCAACCUCAAUAAUCACCAAAGGAUCCAUAGUGGGGAACGGCCGUACGAGUGUGGGGAGUGUGGGAUGAGCUUCAGGUGGAGCUCCUACCUGAUCGUGCACCAGAGGAUCCACACCGGGGAGCGGCCUUAUGAGUGUGGGGAGUGUGGGAAGAGAUGCAGCGACAGCUCCAAUCUGAUCGUGCACCAGAGGAUCCACACUGGGGAGAGGCCUUUCGAGUGUUCUGAGUGUGGGAUGAGCUUCAGCCUGAGCUCCAACCUGAUCAGGCACCAGAGAAUCCACACUGGGGAGAACCCCUACGAGUGUUCCAAGUGUGGGAAGAGGUUUCAGACCAGCACCAGUCUCCUCCAGCACUAUCAGAGUCACACUGAGGAGAGGCCCUUCCUCUGCCCCGACUGCGGGAAGGGAUUCAGGCGGAACUGGCACCUCAUCAGGCACCGGGUAAUCCACACUGGGGAGAGGCCCUACGAGUGUUCCAAGUGUGGGAAGAGGUUUCAGACCAGCUCCAAUCUCCUCCUGCACUAUCAGAGUCACACAGAGGAGAGGCCCUUCAGGUGCCCCGACUGCGGGAAGGGAUUCAGGUACAACUCCUCCCUCGUCACCCACCGGCGCAUCCACACCGGGGAGAGGCCCUACGAGUGUGGGGAGUGUGGGAAGAGCUUCAGAGACAGCUCCCACCUGAGCAAGCACCUGAGGAUCCACACUGGGGAGAGGCCCUACGAGUGUGGGGAGUGUGGGAAGAGCUUCACACAGAGCUCCAGUCUCAUCAGCCACCAGAGAAUCCACACUGGGGAGAAACCCUACGAGUGUGGGGAGUGUGGGAUGAGCUUCAAACGGAGCUCUCACCUGAUCAGCCACCAAGUGAUCCACACUGGGGAACGGCCCUACGAGUGUGGGGAGUGUGGGAAGAGCUUCACACAGAGCUCCAGUCUCAUCAGCCACCAGAGAAUCCACACUGGGGAGAAACCCUACGAGUGUGGGGAGUGUGGGAAGAGCUUCAGAGAGAGCUCCGGUCUGAUCAAGCACCAGAGGAUCCACACUGGGGAGAGGCCCUACGAGUGUUCCAAGUGUGGAAAGAGGUUUCAGACCAGCUCCAGUCUCCUCCAGCACUAUCAGAGUCACACAGAGGAGAGGCCAUUCCUCUGCCCUGACUGCGGGAAGGGAUUCAGGCAGAACGGCACCCUGGUCACCCACCGGCGCAUCCACACUGGGGAGAGGCCCUACGAGUGUGAUAAAUGCAGGAAGAGGUUUCAGACCUGCUCCCAUCUCCUCCGGCACUAUCGCAUUCACACAGAGGAGAGGCCCUUCAGGUGCCCCGACUGCGGGAAGGGAUUCAAGCGCAACUCUGACCUCAUCAAGCACCGGCGCAUCCACACUGGGGAGAGGCCCUACGAGUGUGAUAAAUGCAGGAAGAGGUUUCAGACCAGCUCCAGUCUCCUCCUGCACUAUCGCAUUCACAGAGAGGAGAGGCCCUUCAGGUGCCCCGACUGCGGGAAGGGAUUCAAGCAGAACUCCAACCUCGUCGUCCACCAGCGCAUCCACACCGGAGAGGCCCUACGAGUGUGGGGAGUGUGGGAAGAGCUUCUCCAGCAGCUCUCACUUGACCCGACACCAACGGAGGCACCGGUGAGGGAAGCCCUGCGAGUGCCCCGAGUGCGGGAAGAGCUUCGUGCGCUGCUCCAGCUCCAUCCCCCACUGCAGGACCCACGCUGGGCACAGCCCUGCUGACCCACAUUCCCUGUGAUCCAUGCUGGGAACACACCUGGCUGCUUAUCCUUUUGGUUUGGCCUUAAUGUUUUUUUCUCUUCUCAAUCUUUGCAGUCCAAACGCCAAGUGGGAUGGAUCUGUUACUUCAGAAAAACUCAGUCCCACUGAAAACAACUCAAUUGUUGAAUUAAGGCUCAAUAGCAGCAGAGAUUUGCUUCUUCCCACCUCAAACAACUCAAUCCCACAACAAAGUCACUCGACUCCAAAGCCACCAGGGUGACGUGGGGUUAGGAUGACACUGGGACAAGUGGGAUCCCAAUUUAGUGCGGAGGGACGGGGAUUGCGUGGGGCUGGGGGUGUGAGAUGUAUUUGAUAGCAAAUAAAACUCUCAGACUUA